UAAGGGUAGACAGCCCCGGAAUGAGAGACCGUGGAUCCUACAGUGCAGUGUGCUUCAGAAUGGAUAUGGAGAAAAUGUAACGACGCGGCCGCUAGUCUCCUAUCUCUGUCUAACCGCUCCUCGAGAAUAAUGAUAUGAAGACAAUUAAUACAUAUUAUUGGACCUGAUUGGAGAACAACAACAACAACAACAGCAAUAUCAACAAACAACAGAGCAAGGAUUGGCUCCCAGACAUCAGCGUAGCGCCAUGCAGUGAGUCGGACAUCGAGGCGGGUUGGCAUGGUGAUGGCCCAGUGAUGAACGGAGCUGCAGUGCCCGGCAGCCCGGAGUUCUCCUCCUCAUGCCCGCUGCCCGACUGGAGAGAGUUCUGCGAGCUUCAUGCCCGUGCCUCCGCCUCCGACUUUGCCCACAAGUUCCGUCGCUUCCUGACGGAGAACCCGUGCUACGACUCCCCGGGCGCCGACAGCAGCUUCUCGCAGCACUUCGCCAGACACUUCCUGGAGUGUUUCUCUGCUGCUGUCACCCAGGCCAGGGACCACCAGGCCUCGCUCUUACCAGGGGACGACGGCUCCAACGCUCCCCCCAAAUACAGCAUUGUUCCCUUCCUGGGCAUCCAGGGCUGCCUUCUGCCCUACGGACACAACGACCUCUACCAGCGGCGCAAGGACGCCGGUGCCUCCAGCGAGUCCCUGGACAGUAUGGACAGUGGAGGUUUAGGAGUAGAAGGGAUAGGAGGAGGUAGUUCCUCCUCUAUGGCCACCUCCCGCACCCCUCAGCCCUCCCACAAACCCUCUGCUCUGGGCCAGUCACGCAGCUCAGAGGACGUGUCAGUGGGACACCCCAAGGCCCGCUUCAAGAAGGGAUUCUCUCUGAGGAACAUGAGUCUGUGUGUGGUGGGCGGGGUAAAGGAGAUCUGGCACCGCCACGCCUCCCCUGAACCAGACCCCGUAGUGGGGUCCGGAGGGGUCAGACGGGUCAACGGAGGAGGGGAGCCAGGUGGGGACAGAUGGUCCCAGAGACUGCGUCUUCCCAGGGGGUCUCAGGGGCACAAGGCUGAGCUGCUGGAGAUCCAGAGAGAGGGGGCUCUGCGUUACAUGGUAGCUGAUGAUACUAACUGUAUAGGGGUGCCUCAGUGGCAGAAGUGUAGGUUGCUGCUGAGGAAGACCAGGAGGGACGAAGGGGGUGACAAGUUCCUGUUGGAAUUCUAUGUGCCACCCAAGUCAUCAAAGCCCAAGGUGAGCAUCCCUCUGUCUGCCAUCGUGGAGGUGAGGACCACCAUGCCCCUGGAGAUGCCUGACAGAGACAACACCUUCGUCCUGAAGGUAAGGGUGGAAAAUGGAGGUGAAUAUAUCCUGGAGACCAUCGACUCGCUGCAGAAAAACUCCUGGGUGUCUGACAUCCAGGACUGCAUGGACCCUGGGGACAGUGGAGAUGACAUUGAGCUGGCGUCAUGUCCCAACGGCCAGGCGUCUAAAGAGUUCUCCAUGGUGGCCUCCUGCAGCUGUGAGCUUCUGUCAGAGGGUGUCCAUCGUGUCCCUGACAGAUCCUGUGGCUCAGCAGCAGCUCUGUAUAGCGCCCCCUCUGUCCACUGCAGAGAACUACCCUUCACCCAGCACCCUUCCCAUGUCCCCCUGGGGCGUUUCCUCCAGUGCCCAGAGGCCCAGGGGAAAAGCCCCGCCCCAGGGGUUUCAGGUGAGGUAGCAACCGAGGCGGAGGCUGACCCCAGCCUGGCAACCUACCCAUGGUUCCACGGGACGUUGUCACGUGUACGGGCGGCCCAACUGGUGCUGGCGGGCGGCGCUAGGAGCCACGGGCUUUUUGUGAUUCGCCAAAGCGAGACGCGGCCGGGGGAGUACGUCCUCACCUUUAAUUUCCAGGGCAAAGCUAAGCACCUGCGUCUGUCGGUGAAUGGUAACGGUCAGUGUCAUGUUCAUCAUCUGUGGUUCCACACCGUGUCAGAUAUGCUCAGGCACUUCCAUGCCCACCCCAUCCCUCUGGAGUCGGGGGGCUCCGCUGACAUCACACUGCGUUCCUACGUACAAGUACAGGGUACCCCCACAGACAGAUAUCCCGUCUCUCUCUAUUGCUCUCACACAGAUGUGACCGUGCCUCAGCUCCCAACCCCACCCAGGGACCAAGGCUGCCGUACUGACCCAGCCCAGCCAACCCUUCAUCUCCCCGGGGUCUCACAGCCAGCAGGGCCCCCCUCCGACACUCAGCUCUCCUCCAGCUCCUCAUCCUCACCAACCGCUCUUCCUUCCCUCUCCCGUGGUGAGCCAGGCAGCGGAGGAGGAGGAGGAGGAGAAGAAGGAGGAGGAGGAGGAGGAGGCGAGGGGCUGGUUAGCAGGAGCAACAGCUCAGAACGUCUGUUAGAUCCCUCUAGUGGUGCCUCGGAGGACUACCAGGAGACAGACGGAACACGCAGGGCCAGAGCUGUGGAGAACCAGUACUCCUUCUACUGAAACUGGGCACAACCAAUCCCGGGAGCUCUCAUUGGCUGAGACACAGGAAGUGCAGGAAUUUGGACCCAAUAGGUGAAAGGCCAUGGAUGGCUGGCGAGUGCUGUGUGUGGAUGGACAUGUUUCUCCAAUGUGUUUCUCCAAUGUGACAAGGAAGUAUUAGACUGUAUGCCAGUCUGUUGGCUCUUUGGCCACCCUCAUCAUCAGCUGAUAUUUAAAUAUAUCCCUAAGAACACCACUUCCUGUCCUCCCCACCCACAGUUCCCUAAGAACACCACUUCCUGUCCAACCUACCCACAGUUCCCUAAGAACACCACUUCCUGUCCUCCCUACCCACAGUUCCCUAAGAACACCACUUCCUGUCCUACCUACCCACAGUUUCCUAAGAACACCACUUCCUGUCCUCCCCACCCACAGUUCCCUAAGAACACCACUUCCUGUUCUCCCUACCCACAGUUCCCUAAGAACACCACUUCCUGUCCUCCCUACCCACAGUUCCCUAAGAACACCACUUCCUGUCCUCCCUACCCACAGUUCCCUAAGAACACCACUUCCUGUCCUACCUACCCACAGUUUCCUAAGAACACCACUUCCUGUCCUCCCCACCCACAGUUCCCUAAGAACACCACUUCCUGUUCUCCCUACCCACAGUUCCCUAAGAACACCACUUCCUGUCCUCCCUACCCACAGUUCCCUAAGAACACCACUUCCUGUCCUCCCUACCCACAGUUCCCUAAGAACACCACUUCCUGUCCCCCUACCCACAGUUCCCUAAGAACACCACUUCCUGUCCCCCUACCCACAUUUCCCUAAGAACACCACUUCCUGUCCUCCCUAUCCACAGUUCCCUAAGAACACCACUUUCUGUCCUCCCUACCCACAGUUCCCUAAGAACACCACUUUCUGUCCUCCCUACCCACAGUUCCCUAAGAACACCACUUCCUGUCCUCCCUACCCACAGUUCCCUAAGAACACCACUUCCUGUCCUACCUACCCACAGUUUCCUAAGAACACCACUUCCUGUCCUCCCCACCCACAGUUCCCUAAGAACACCACUUCCUGUUCUCCCUACCCACAGUUCCCUAAGAACACCACUUCCUGUCCCCCCUACCCACAUUUCCCUAAGAACACCACUUCCUGUCCUCCCUAUCCACAGUUCCCUAAGAACACCACUUCCUGUCCCCCCCUACCCACAGUUCCUAAGAACACCACUUCCUGUCCUUCCUACCCACAGUUCCCUAAGAACACCACCCUGUCCCCCCUACCCACAGUUCCCUAAGAACACCACCCUGUCCUCCCUACCCACAGUUCCCUAAGAACAAAGCCUCUGUCAACCCCCCUGCUAAGUGAUCAAGAGGUGAAG
Molecule: messenger RNA, 3822 nt
Organism: Oncorhynchus tshawytscha (Chinook salmon)
Lineage: Eukaryota; Metazoa; Chordata; Actinopteri; Salmoniformes; Salmonidae
Product: SH2B adapter protein 2-like
Exons: 9
Coding region: 297-2462 (721 amino acids)
Biological process (GO): antigen receptor-mediated signaling pathway; intracellular signal transduction
Cellular component (GO): plasma membrane
Molecular function (GO): transmembrane receptor protein tyrosine kinase adaptor activity
Source: RefSeq, a predicted model, not a curated record